GUAAAUUUCAUUUGGAAUUUUUUGGAUUACAACUUUAAAAUUACAAUAUCAAAAGAUAUCUGCCUAUAUCUGCUCGUAUCAUAUUUUUGACUUACAUAUAUACCGAAAUUAUCAUGUUUUUGGAUUUAGUAGCUGAAAUGUUAAUAAAUAUAUGGACUAUUUGAUCAUUCAAAUUGGAUAUUUAUUAUUCAAUAAAUUUUCGUGAAACUCAAUAAGACUCUAAUAAUUAUAAGAAAUUCAUCAAUUUUGAUAUGAAAUUUUAAGAUAUAUAAAAAUAAAACAAAAAAAAAUUAUUUUUCUACAAAAAAAACAAAAAAUAUUUUUACAAAUUUUUUAAAGACUUAUACAAAUUAAAAUCAAAAUUAUCUACAAAUACAUAUAUAUACAAUAUAAAAUUUCUACCAACAAAGCAAUAUAAUAUUAUAAAAAUUAAAAAAAAAAAAUGGCUUCUCAAAGAUUUUGUUUAAGAUGGAAUAACCAUCAAAGUAAUAUGCUAACAGUAUUUGAUCAAUUAUUACAUGCUGAAACAUUUACGGAUGUAACGUUGGCCGUUGAAGGGCAAUAUUUAAAAGCACAUAAAAUGGUUCUAUCAGCUUGCAGUCCAUAUUUUAAUGCAUUAUUUAUAAAUCAUGAAGAAAAACAUCCAAUUGUUAUAUUAAAAGACGUCCCAUAUACAGAUAUGAAAAGUUUAUUAGAUUUUAUGUAUCGUGGUGAAGUUUCUGUUGAUCAGGAACGUUUAACUGCAUUCCUUAGAGUAGCAGAAACACUAAGAAUAAAAGGAUUAACAGAAGUUAAUGAUGAUAAACCAAUAACAAAUAAUAACAAUAAUAAUAAUAAUAAUAAUAAUAAUAAUAAUAAUACAAUUAAUAACAAUACUAAUCUUAAUAGUAAUAAUAUUAAUAAUAAUAAUAUAAAUCGUGCAAUAUCACCUCCACCACCACAAUUACAUAGAAUACAACCAUCACCAUUUUUAGUUCAACCGCAACAGCAACAACAACAACAACAACAGCAGCAGCAACAGCAAUCAUCACAACAACAACAAAAUUUACAACAAGCUGUUGCAGCAGCAGCACAAAGACAAAUUAAGAUUACAGGAAAUAUUGUUGGUGGUAAUACAACUGGUAACAAUUUAUUAAGUGGUGUUAAUCCAAAUCCUGUUGGACAAAAUAUUGGUUUAUUAUUGAAUAGUCCAUUAUUAGGAUCAGCUUUAUCUGGUCCAAAACGUAAAAGGGGACGCCCUCGGAAAUUAUCUGGUAGUUCAAAUGGUACCGGUAAUGAUUUCGAUGAAUUCGAUCGUGAUAAUGUUAUGCAAGAUUCUCCAGAAAUGCUUGAUGCAAGAAUAACUAACGAUAAUUUUUCUGGAAAUGAAGGAUCUGAAGACAAUUUAAGAGACGCUGGAAAUAAUGAUAAAGAUGAACCAAUGGAUACAUCAACAAGCUCAAUUAAAUCAAAGGACACAUCAACAUUACGAAAGGAUGGAAGUGAAAAUAGUUCUGAUGAUAGUGAUUCUGAUGAACAAAUGGACCCAUCAUCGUAUAUGGAACCACAAUUAAUGUUAGAUGAAUAUGAUGAACCUGUCGAAUUUAAAUUUGAUCCUAAUGCAGAUUCAACAAAUCAAAGUGGCAAUAAUGGCAACAAUAAUAAUAACAAUAGUAAUAAAAAUAAUAAUACUAAUAAUAAUAAUAAUAAUAAUUCAACUGCUAAUAAUAAUAAUAAUACAAAUAACAGCACUAGUAAUAUUAAUAAUAAUAGUAACAACAAUAUCAGUAAUAAUAAUAAUAAUCAACAAACUCCACCACAACAACAAAUUCAAACACCACAGAUACCCCAAUUAACACCAGAAAGCUUGGGACUUAUCAAAAAUACGUUAAUUGGGGCUGCUGGAGUUGUACCAGGCAUAAAUUUAAAUCUAAUCAAUCAAUUAGCUGGUAUACCAAAGUUAACUCCCAUAAUUAAAUCUGCAGUAUCUGCUUCUGGAAAUACUUCUAAUAAUAAUACCGGUAGGAGUACCCAAAAUUCGGGAGCUGGAAAAAAUAUGCCAAAGUUAUCUAAACGUCCAAAAUUGAAACAAAAUGGUUUGAAUCCAAAUCAGUUAAAACAGCCAAUCAACAACAACGACUUUAUUGAUUUAUUCACAAGUAAUUUGUUGUCUGCUUCAUCACCUAUUAAACCAGUUGUUUCCGGUCAGCAAAGUCAACAAUUAAAUACGAGUGGCGGAAGUAUUGCAUCGCCUGUACCAUCUGGUGGAUUAAAUGCAGUUGGAGAUAAUAGCAAUAGUAGUUCAAAAUUUGAUUCCAGUAGUGUAAAAUCUGAAAGUGGUGGUGGCAAUAAUAAUAAUACUAAUGCUAAUAAUAGUAGCAAUAAUAAUAAUAACAAUAAUAAUAAUAGCAACAACAAUAAUAAUAACAGCGGAAGUAAUCAACGAUCAAACAAAUAUAUUAUAGAUGAUUCAGAAGGUUCUGUUAGAGACUUUUGUACCAAAGAAGGUGAUCAUACAUAUCGUUGUAAAGUUUGUUCUCGCGUUUACACCCAUAUAAGCAAUUUCUGUCGACAUUAUGUCACAUCACAUAAACGAAAUGUUAAAGUUUAUCCAUGCCCAUUUUGCUUUAAAGAAUUUACAAGAAAGGAUAAUAUGACAGCUCAUGUAAAAAUUAUACAUAAAAUUGAGAAUCCGUCAUCAGCGCUAACGGGUCAAGUAGUGCCUCACAUUAAUAAAAACGAUAGUGUAACAUCACCUCCGGGCAAAGCUGGUAGUGAUUCCGGUAAUAGCAAUAACAAUAACAACCAAGAGGCACAAUCUUUAAGUAAAUGGGAUAAAGAGAAUUCAUCAUCAGCAGUUACAACAAGUUCAUCUGAUAAUAUAGCUUCAUCUCUAACAUCUCUGAUAACAAGUAAAGUGUCAACGCCGACUACAGCGCAGUAAAAUAAAUUUUGUUUUUAUAAAAAAUAUGUAUUAACAAUAUAAAUAAUUAAAUGUAUCUUUAAUAUUUUAUAUAAUUUUCCCGCCACAAUUUCUUCACUGUACUGACAAAGAGUAAUAGUUAACGAAUACAAGAUAGUAUUUGUAAAAUAUUCUUUAAUCGAUUAUUUAUUAAAUUCAUUUUUAAUUAAAUAAUAUUAUUUAAUAUGUAUUAGUAAAAACGUUACAUGGAAAUGGUUAAUGGUUUCCAAUAUUCCAAUGUU
Condylostylus longicornis is the source of this 3183-nucleotide messenger RNA. RefSeq names its product protein tramtrack, beta isoform (gene ttk). Gene Ontology annotation, cellular component: nucleus. The transcript has 6 exons. The record is from RefSeq and is a predicted model, not a curated record. Bases 443 to 2923 code for a protein of 826 amino acids. Lineage: Eukaryota; Metazoa; Arthropoda; Insecta; Diptera; Dolichopodidae. Gene Ontology annotation, biological process: regulation of transcription by RNA polymerase II. Gene Ontology annotation, molecular function: protein binding.